UCACAUGACAUCCGUUUCCCAUGUUGCUCUCCGACAGAUUCUGCUGAACUUACAACUGGAUCUAGUUCCAACUCUAUAGAAGUACAUUACCUCAGCAAAAAAAAAUUGCCUUUUGUUAUUUAGUUAGUAUUUGUUUGCUUUUUAUACAAAAAAAAUGUAGACCUAUCAGGAAAAGGGGAAUGUACGGUCACAGAACUCGGUUGAAAAGUAUCGUACUUUAAUGGGAGGUUGUAUGUAGGAAGCGACAUGAUGAUUGUUGGGAACGGUAAAGGCUUACUUAAAUAGGACUCGUAUUGUGCAUUUUGUGUAUGCCGAAGUGAAAACGGGACUCUAACAAAGCUCUGACUACUUUCCUUUUCCAUUUCAAAGGAGCGUUUGAUUUGUUCUGCUGAGGCUUCCUCCAAUGAUCUGAAACAGAGCAGAAAGAGUUGGUCUCCGAGAGAGAAACAUGCCGUCUAACAAGUCGGUGUCUGACGCUCCCAUCACUCAGUUCGUCAACUGCAGAAUCCUAAGAGACCACCGGCUGCAGAGAGAGGACCUGUGGGUGCGUGACGGGAGGAUUUUAGACCCAGAGAAGCUGUUCUUUGAUGAGCAGGGAUACGCUGACAAACGUGUGGACUGUGAAGGCAGCAUCAUCGCCCCGGGGUUCAUAGACACCCAGAUCAACGGAGGAUAUGGCAUCGACUUCUCUCAGGCCUCUGACGACGUGGGAAGUGGAGUUUCUUUUGUGGCCAAAAAGAUCAUAGAGCACGGCGUGACAUCCUUCUGCCCCACCCUGGUUACCUCUCCCCCGGCUAUCUACCACAAGGUUCUGCCUCAAGUCAAAGUUCACAAUGGAGGAAAACAUGGAGCUGGAGUUCUCGGGGUCCAUCUGGAGGGUCCGUUCAUCAGUGCGGAGAAGAAAGGAGCUCACCCAGAGCAGUUUCUCCGUACCUUCCGCUCAGGUGGACUACAGGACCUGAUGGAGGCCUUCGGCAGCCUGGACAACGUUGCCAUGGUGACGCUGGCUCCUGAGCUGGCCAGCAGCCAGUCAGUGGUGAGGGAGCUCUCUCAGCGAGGUGUCACUGUGUCCUUAGGUCACUCUGUGGCCAACCUGUCCCAGGCUGAGGAAGCCGUACAGCACGGAGCAUCCUUCAUCACUCACCUCUUUAACGCCAUGCUGCCUUUUCACCAUCGUGACCCCGGCAUA
Messenger RNA from Labrus bergylta (ballan wrasse), 1189 nucleotides. NCBI's taxonomy places the organism in Eukaryota, Metazoa, Chordata, Actinopteri, Labriformes, Labridae. The record is from RefSeq and is a predicted model, not a curated record.